AUGGAAGCAGUUGAACCAAGAAAAGAUAUAGUUCGGCCUAUGGCCUAUGAGGUGGUAAAUGAUAUAUUGAUAGGAUACACCUCAACCCUAAUAGCCUCACCACUGGAUCCCAAAAAGAAGAGGAGAGGUACUUAUUUAGAGAGAAUCAAAUCUAGUGAGAAACCAAAGGAGAUAAAAGGUAAAGCAGCACCAUCAGCAUCGACACUGGUUACAUCUACUACUAAACCCAAAGUGACCAAAAGGUCACCUGCUAAAAAGAAACCGGAGGCUAUUCCGACAAAGGUGUUCAAAUGGACAUGGAAAACUAGGAAUCACUCACCAGAUCCUGAAGACUCUAAGUCAAAGGUAGAAGUAAAGAAGACAAGGCAAUCUACCAAGAGAGUGAAGUCAAUCGAGCAAAAGCAUUUUCUUCAUGCAAAAAGAAUACUUGUGCUACUCGAAGGCAAAUUUUCUGAAGUGGAACAAGACACCCAUUUGAAGGUGAAAACUUUUGUUGACAUGCAAAGAGUACAAGAAGCUAAUCGGUUGGUUGAACAAGAGCCUGAUCUAUCCACAACCAAACCCAAUGAAGUCUUUGACAGUAUGGGUGAAAUAAUAGUAGAACAAAAUGAUCCCAUUGAUGUUGAUGCACUAGAAAUAGAAGAUAUCACUCCAGAUAAGGAGCAAGCUGAAACUAAAAGAUUAGAGAAAGAAAAGGCAGAGAAAGCAAAAAAUGAGAAACUUGAAAAAGAGAAAGACAUUGCGAUAGACUAUAGAGAUGAUUCAGGUGUGCACCAUAGGUACAUUACAUGGUGGGGUAGGACAUACCCUGGAGACAUCUUCCCAGUAGAUUUCCCUAGAGGGAACCCCAAACCAUGGCGACAGUUAGGUGAUGGAGAGGGAUCUAAUAAAUCCGAGGAGGGAUCAGAUGAUCAAGUUAACACCACAGAAGAGAAGGAGGCAGACAAAGAUGGAGACAAUCCUGACACCGGAGAGGGAGAUCAGGACAGAGAUGAUGAGGAGGAUGGAGAGGAGGAGGAGGACGAUGAUAAGGAGGAGGAUGAAAAGGAGGAGGAUGACGAGGACGAGAAGCUUCUCGUCAAUCAUUUUAUCAGGGGACUGAAUGUCAGGAUAGGAGGACCAGUGAGGAUGACCACUCUAGGAAGCCUUCGGGUUGCUGUCGAGAAGGCCUUGAUAGCAAAGGAGAUUCAGGCCAUGCCACAGGACACGAGGGAUCAGUUUCGGAACUAA
Messenger RNA from Cryptomeria japonica (Japanese cedar), 1230 nucleotides. RefSeq lists its product as uncharacterized. The record is from RefSeq and is a predicted model, not a curated record. NCBI's taxonomy places the organism in Eukaryota, Viridiplantae, Streptophyta, Pinopsida, Cupressales, Cupressaceae. Bases 1 to 1230 code for a protein of 409 amino acids. The transcript is spliced from 4 exons.